Messenger RNA from Fusarium verticillioides 7600, 1638 nucleotides. RefSeq lists its product as hypothetical. Bases 1 to 1638 code for a protein of 545 amino acids. The record is from RefSeq and is a predicted model, not a curated record. NCBI's taxonomy places the organism in Eukaryota, Fungi, Ascomycota, Sordariomycetes, Hypocreales, Nectriaceae. Gene Ontology annotation, molecular function: carbohydrate:proton symporter activity. The transcript is spliced from 6 exons. Gene Ontology annotation, biological process: transmembrane transport; carbohydrate transport. Gene Ontology annotation, cellular component: membrane.
AUGUCGAAGAGCCUCGAGAAUGUCGACAUCGUUCAGGCUGAGAAUGAGCAUGGCGAGAAGAAGGGGACUGGCGAUGCAGCACCAACCUCUGCGUUUGCGGGAUUGACGCGUGCUCAAUGCGUCAGGAAGUUUUGGCGACUUUACAUCACUGGACUGGGUGUUUCCUUGGCGGGAAUGUAUGCUGGAUAUGCCAACUCGGUCAUCGGAAGUAUAAUUGCCAACGAAGGCUUCAUCGAGUACUUUGCUACCGUCAAAGAUCCACAAACCGGCAAACCAGCUCUCAACUCGCAGCAUAUCUCGCUCUGGGCAGCCUGUUACUUUAUCACCUGUAUUCUGAUCCAGUCUAUUGCUCCAGUCACCGCAGAUAAAUUCGGUCGGAAGUUCAACAUGUGGGGAGUGACCUUCUUUCUGACUCUGUCUAUUGUAAUCCAGAUCAUUGCACCGAACUGGUGGACUCUCCUUAUUGCUAGGCUCGUGGCUGGCUGUGCAGGCGGUAUGAUGGGAACAUCAGUCAUGGUCUACAUGUCAGAAGUUGCACUCCCUCAGUUCCGUGGUGCUCUUUUGGGCAGCUUCUCCCUUGCUUUCGCUUUGGGUCAAGUCUUCCUUGCCAUUGCCCUUAAGGUCCUCGAGGAAACGAACCCAAUGGCGUUCCGCCACAUCUUUUACUCGGAGUUCGUCUUCACUGGUCUUUGGCUUUUCCCUAUGCUUUAUCUUCCCGAAACACCCUCUUGGUAUGCGUCCAAAGGCAGACACGAAGAAGGUAAGAAGGCGCUCAAGCGGCUUGUCGGCAAUGUUGAAGGAUUCGAUAUUGAUCGUGAGUACUCGGUUAUCCAGUACGAGAUGGAUGAGUCCUCGGCAACCGCCAAAUCCGGCAACGAAAACUCAGACUGGAGAGCUCUAUUCAAGAGCAAGAUCAACAUGAAGAGAGCCGUCAUCUCAACACUUCCCUUCACAUUCCAAAAUGUGGUCGGAGUCCCCUUGAUGUUCGGCUACACUACUUAUUUCUUCCAACUAGCUGGAGUCAGUGAUCCAUUUUUGGGCAACAUGGUCAAGCAGAUGGUUCUUGUAAUAGGCAUCAUCAUUUCCUUCUACACUGUUGACAAGGUCGGCCGACGGACGCUCGUCAUCGGUGGUGGUGCAGCAAUGGCGACCAUCUGCCUCAUUGUUGGCGGGUUGGGUUUCAUGAAGCAGACCAGCGCUUCAGGGAUGGCAUUGGUCGCCUUGUGUUCUCUUUGGGCUUUUGUGUAUGCAAACACACUUGCUCCUAUUGGCUGGAUCAGCUUAGUUGAGAUAUCGAGCCCGAGCCUGCGUGCAAAAACGACAUCAAUUGCAGUGACAAUCCAAUACGCCACUGGUAUCUUAUUCGCAUGUCAACUCAAUCACGAUUCUAAUUAUACCGUUCCUCUCAUGCUAUCGAAUCAGAAUGCUGGAUGGGGUCAAAAGAUCGGCCUGUUCUUUGGCGGUAUCACUCUGAUCUACUUGACUCCUUGUAUCCUGAUGUUCCCUGAAACGAAGGGUCGAACGUACCAUGAGUUGGAUGAGCUAUUCGAACGACGCGUUCCUGCCUGGAAAUUCGCAUCUACAAAGACUUCACACCAAGAAGAGCUUCAGGCCAAGCACAGCGGAGAAAAGGUGUGA